AUGGAGUCCCUCUUCCCUGCCCCGUUCUGGGAGGUCCUCUACGGCGGCCACCUGCAGGGCAACCUGUCCCUCCUGAGCCCCAACCACAGCCUGCUGCCCCCGCACCUGCUGCUCAAUGCCAGCCACGGCGCCUUCCUGCCCCUCGGGCUCAAGGUCACCAUCGUGGGGCUCUACCUGGCUGUGUGCAUCGGGGGGCUGCUGGGGAACUGUCUCGUCAUACACACCAAGAUGAAGACAGCUACCAACAUUUACAUCUUUAACCUGGCCCUGGCAGACACUUUGGUGCUGCUGACACUGCCCUUCCAGGGCACAGAUGUCCUGCUGGGCUUCUGGCCGUUUGGGAACGCCCUGUGCAAGGCAGUCAUCGCCAUUGACUAUUACAACAUGUUCACCAGCACCUUCACGCUGACCGCCAUGAGUGUGGACCGCUACGUAGCCAUCUGCCACCCCAUCCGUGCCCUUGACGUCCGGACAUCCAGCAAGGCCCAGGCUGUCAACGUGGCCAUCUGGGCCCUGGCCUCUGUUGUCGGCGUUCCCGUUGCCAUCAUGGGCUCGGCACAGGUUGAGGAUGAAGAGAUCGAGUGUCUGGUGGAAAUCCCCGCCCCCCAGGACUACUGGGGCCCCGUGUUUGCCGUCUGCAUCUUCCUCUUCUCCUUCAUCAUCCCCGUGCUCAUCAUCUCCGUCUGCUACAGCCUGAUGGUCCGGCGGCUGCGAGGCGUCCGCCUGCUCUCCGGCUCCCGGGAGAAGGACCGGAACCUGCGGCGCAUCACGCGCCUGGUGCUGGUGGUGGUGGCUGUGUUCGUGGGCUGCUGGACGCCCGUCCAGGUCUUUGUGCUGGUCCAAGGGCUGGGCGUCCAGCCAGGCAGUGAGACUGCGGUGGCCAUCCUACGUUUCUGCACGGCCCUCGGCUACGUCAACAGCUGCCUCAACCCCAUCCUCUACGCCUUCCUGGACGAGAACUUCAAGGCCUGCUUCCGCAAGUUCUGCUGCGCGCCCAGCCUGCGCCGGGAGAUGCAGGUGUCAGACCGCGUGCGCAGCGUUGCCAAGGAUGUGGCUGUUGCUCGCAAGACCGCUGAGAUGGUGCCACGGCCGGCAUGA
Molecule: messenger RNA, 1098 nt
Organism: Balaenoptera ricei (Rice's whale)
Lineage: Eukaryota; Metazoa; Chordata; Mammalia; Artiodactyla; Balaenopteridae
Gene: OPRL1
Product: opioid related nociceptin receptor 1
Exons: 3
Coding region: 1-1098 (365 amino acids)
Biological process (GO): neuropeptide signaling pathway; sensory perception of pain
Cellular component (GO): neuron projection; membrane
Molecular function (GO): neuropeptide binding; nociceptin receptor activity
Source: RefSeq, a predicted model, not a curated record